Anthostomella pinea is the source of this 435-nucleotide messenger RNA. The record is from the annotation of a GenBank genome assembly. Lineage: Eukaryota; Fungi; Ascomycota; Sordariomycetes; Xylariales; Xylariaceae.
AUGUCGGAUUCCCACCACAUCCGGCACCUUGUCGACACUGUUCUCGAUAACCUCCAGUACCAGCAUGACUGGACUCAACUGCAGGUUCUCACUCAUUCGCCUGUGGACGGCUCACCUCUUCCGCGACCCCUGAUCUCCGGACUACCUCUUCGCCGACUGUACCUACAUCCGGAUGACCAACUCGAGAUGCUAAAGGCUCAUCCCAAACCGGAGGACCGUCUCCCGGAGACCCCAGAGAUCGAAUGGGUACUGCCAACUCACCUGGCCGAGAAGUGGUCACUCAAGUCAUUUGCAAGUGUCUUCGAUUCCAUGCCGGCACAGGCACCAUCGCGCCCAGAGCGGCCCAAGAGGAUUCUUCUGGCUACGAUACAUGACGAUUCUACCAUCGUGUACUACUUCAUGCAUGACGGCCUUGUCAAGCCCCGUCAAAAUUAA